This is a messenger RNA of Lingula anatina, 3170 nucleotides long. RefSeq names its product peroxisomal carnitine O-octanoyltransferase-like. NCBI's taxonomy places the organism in Eukaryota, Metazoa, Brachiopoda, Lingulata, Lingulida, Lingulidae. Gene Ontology annotation, cellular component: peroxisome. The record is from RefSeq and is a predicted model, not a curated record. Gene Ontology annotation, molecular function: carnitine O-octanoyltransferase activity.
GACAAGCCCACCUCGUUAUAAGAGCGAGCGAGCAGCCGGCUUCUUUGAUGUUUUCUGACUUCAUUCAACCAUUCUAUCUGCUAGAUAGCCUUCCAGGUUAGGUCUAUAUAUCUCAAGUCCAAAGUCCAAUUUUGAUUCAGGGUGCAAGGGACGACUGUAUACUCAGAUCCUUCCCCUGUGCCUAUGACGCCUCCCUCCAGCCAUGACCUCCCCACUGCAGAUGUAUGUGUCUGAGAAGGAAAGAACCUUUGAUUGUGAGGACAGCCUGCCCAACCUGCCUAUACCUCCUCUGGAACAGACACUGAAGAAGUAUCUGGAUUCCGUCCGCCCACAUUUGUCCCCAGAGGAGCUGAGAACCACAGAGUUCAUAGUCCAGGAGUUUGGUCAGGGGGUGGGGAAAGAGCUGCACAGAAGACUUCUGGAUAAUGCCAAACAUAAGAGGAACUGGUUAGAGAAGUGGUGGGAGGAGUAUGCGUACCUUAGGGGCAGGUAUCCCAGCUCUCCCAUAGUGAACUUUGCUGGUCCGGGGCCGUACAGCUUUAAGUUUUGGCCACCUAAAGAGGGCACUCAAGUGCCAAGAUGUGCCAUAACCACCUACUAUACACUGAAAUACUGGCAGAUGUUGCGAAGAGAGAGACUGAGCAUUGAUCGUAACAGUAAAAGACAACCGCUGAGCAUGAGUCAAUUCCAUCGUGGUUUUAGCACUUGCAAAAUCCCAGGAGAAGAAGUGGACCAUUUUAACUUUUAUUUUAAGACAAAAAGAGAAGGAAAAACCCCAACACAUUUCUUGGUGAUAUGCAAAGGGAGGAUCUUCACUGUAGAUGGCGUUGAUGAGAAAGAGGAGCCCUACACCCCACCUGAGCUUGAGGCUCAACUCCAGUUGAUAAGAGAGAAGUGUGACAGUGAGCCGAGGGGGCCGGGAGUGGGGGCCCUCACAGGGGCAGAGAGGACAGACUGGGCCAAGCUCCGGCAGCACCUCUUAGAGCUGAGUCCAUGCAAUGUCCGUAGCUUAGACAUUAUCCAGACCUCCAUGUUUGUAGUGUCUCUAGAUGAUGUUCCUGCCAGUGAUUUCACAGAGAUGAUGCAGCAUAGUCUGUGUGGGGACUGCACCAACCGUUGGUAUGACAAGUCUCUGUGUUUUAUCACCUUCAGCAAUGGAACCAGUGGAUGUAACUGUGAUCAUGCCCCAUUUGAUGCUAUGGUGAUGGUGUCCUUGACCUACUUUAUUGACCUCAAUGUCACAGAAUGCAAGGGUAAAUGGCAGGGAUCCAAAGAAGUCAGAAUUAUGAAACCACCAGAAGAGUUGACAUUCCUGUUGGACGGUGACAUAUAUCAUGGAAUAGCAAAGGCAAUAGAGACUCAUGACAAGUUGGCUAAGAAUGUUGAGUGUUUUAGUCCCAUCUUCACCGGCUAUGGCAGGAAAUAUCUACGCAGCCACAAGAUUUCCCCAGACACACAUGUACAGCUUGCACUUCAGCUGGCUUAUUACAGGAUGCACAAGAAACCUGCUCCGACCUACGAGACGGCGACCACCCGGCGUUACUAUCACGGCAGGACGGAGACGGUGAGGUCAUGUACCAUGGAGGCCCUGACGUGGUGCAAGGCCAUGAUGGACCCGCAGCGCAGUGUAUUAGACAGACUGAAGUUGUACAGGAUUGCCUCUCAGAAACAUGCCAAAAUGAUGGUGGAGUGCCAAAAUAACAGUGGUUGUGACCGUCACCUGCUGGGUCUGUACCUGACCAGUUUGGAGGCUGGGAUGUCAGUGCCCAUUAUCUUCACUGACCCCGCCUGGACCAAGAGUGGUGGGGGUGGCAACUAUAUCCUGUCCACCAGCUUUGUUGGCUAUACCACAGUGCACGGCGGUGUGGCCCCCAUGUGUAAGGAUGGCUAUGGAGUGUUCUAUAGGUUUGGACCAGACUGUAUCGUGUUCUUCAUGUCCAGUUGGAUCAGUGAUGAGUCGACCAGCGCCAGAGAAUUGUACGAGAACUUGAGACAAAGUCUGCUAGAUAUGAAACACAUGGUGGAGAGCCCAGAGGCGCAGGCAGCCAGACUUUGAACCCAUUCAGAAUGGUCCGAGGAUCUUCUGAUCCUUGGAUCAAAUAUGGCAGACUCACGUGAAAGAAGAGACAAAUAAUCUGCUGACAGUCUCCUGAAUGGCCUCUUUGAGUCCACACUUCAAGAGGGGCAGAUGGAGGUGGUUUUCUGCGUCUUCCAGAAGACAGUCAGAAUUUUUCAAGCUUACAUUGACGGGCAUGUAUUUCUUGCUGUCGGGAGAGGGUCUAAAAUGGAGUAUAGAUCAAUAGAGAUACUCGGAAGACUGUCAGAAAAUAUCUGGAUCUUCCCCCUCUUCAGACAUUUUACCAGAAAAUUGUUACUACAUUUUUAUUCUGAGUGAUUUUCAUUGAAGUGCAAUUCUGUUUGGGGGUACUUAAUUGUUAUUUUUAAAAAAGUGAAAUGUUCUCAUUGUCCUAAUGUACAUAAAAUUUGAAUUCUUGUUAAUAAUUAUGAAAAAAAUGAUAAUGAGGUUUCAUGAACAGUUCCAAUGCAUAAAGACCUAAAAUAAUAUGUGACUCAGUAUAAAUCCUUGAAAUUUCAACAACUCCUUUUAGCUAUUUUUUUUCAAGAUUUGUCAUAUUACCAGGAAAUAUCUCAUCAAAAUGUACUUUCUAGAUUGAAGCUAAUGCCUUUUUCAGAAUGUUCAGAAACAACAUGUUAAGCGUUAUGUAUCACCAACUAAUAAUUAUUUUUGAAAAUUAUAUGACAGUCAUUGUGUAAAUUUUGCUUAAAUCUAAUAAGGAAUGAUUAGUACUAUAAGGUCUUGUAUGGGCUUUUAUUUGAGUGUAUAAAUUAAGUUCAAGGUAUGCAAAGGUAAAUGCUAAAAGACCCUUGGGAAUAUCCUGACAAUAAUGUAGACUGUGAUUUGAUUGUCUUUCAACCUAAAAGGCUGUAGCACUAUCUCAGAAAUUUCAGUAUUAAUUUAUAAUAUUUUUGUACCAGUUUUAAUGAUAGGUCAUUCAUGAUGCUUAAUACUUAGAUUUUAAUUGAGGUAAGUAGGUUACCUACUUGCUCAUGUAUCAUUGGGUAGCACUGAAAAUGCCUUUACUUGGAAAACCUACUUAAAUGUUCUAAACUUUUUACCAUUUCAGUAGGUUCAGAAAGAAGUCAGAGCU